Solanum verrucosum is the source of this 336-nucleotide messenger RNA. Its product is annotated as probable pectinesterase 56. Gene Ontology annotation, biological process: cell wall modification. Gene Ontology annotation, molecular function: pectinesterase inhibitor activity; pectinesterase activity. The record is from RefSeq and is a predicted model, not a curated record. Bases 1 to 336 code for a protein of 111 amino acids. The transcript is spliced from 2 exons. NCBI's taxonomy places the organism in Eukaryota, Viridiplantae, Streptophyta, Magnoliopsida, Solanales, Solanaceae.
AUGAACAUUGUUUUCAUCGGAGAAGGAAUGGACAAAACAAUAAUAUCAGGAAAUAAGAGUUAUGGAGGUGGAAUAGGGACGUACAACAUUGCUACUGUGGGGGUGGAUGAAAAAGGCUUCAUGGCACAAGAUAUUGCUUUUCGGAACACGGCUGGAGCUGCUAACUUUCAAGCGGUAGCUUUAAGGGCAUCUGCCGAGUUCACCGCCUUCUAUAGGUGUCAAUUUGAUGGUUUUCAAGACACCAUAUAUACACACUAUGACAAGCAGUUCUACAGAGAAUGUAUAAUUUUGGGCACCAUCGACUUCAUUUGUGGUGAUGAAACUGCAAUAUUUUAA